AUGGAAACAAUAAAGCACAGAACAGUGGAAGUGAACGGCAUCAAGAUGCACGUCGCAGAGAAAGGAGACGAAGGUCGUCCUGUUAUAUUGUUCCUCCAUGGCUUCCCUGAGCUCUGGUACACCUGGCGCUCCCAGAUCCUCUCCCUCAGCUCCCUAGGGUUCCGUGCCGUCGCUCCGGAUCUCCGCGGUUUCGGCGACACGGAGGCGCCGCCUUCCGUCACCAGCUACACCUGCUUCCACAUCGUCGGCGACGUGGUGGCCCUCAUCGAUUCUCUGGGCGUGGAUCAGGUGUUGCUGGUGGCUCACGAUUGGGGAGCCAUCAUUGGUUGGUAUCUGUGCAUGUUUCGUCCCGAUAAAGUGAAGGCCUAUGUGUGCCUUAGUGUGCCUUGCAUGCCCAGAAACCCUCGAGUUAAGCCUCUUGAUGCUUUUCGAGCUUUGUAUGGAGACGAUUAUUAUAUCUGCAGAUUCCAGGAGGCAGGGAAGAUGGAAGAGGCGAUGGCCAAAAUUGGGAGUGGGCAAGUACUGAGGAAUGUGCUUACAAGUCGCAAAUCUGGUCCCCCAAUCCUUCCAAAAGAAGGGUUUGGUUAUAACUCAUCAAAUGUCUCACCUAACUUACCCCUUGGCUCUCCCAAGAAGACCUUCUUUUUUAUGCUUCCAAGUUUGAUGAGUCUGGUUUUACUGGUCCCUUGA
This is a messenger RNA of Neltuma alba, 690 nucleotides long. RefSeq names its product epoxide hydrolase A-like. Lineage: Eukaryota; Viridiplantae; Streptophyta; Magnoliopsida; Fabales; Fabaceae. The record is from RefSeq and is a predicted model, not a curated record. The transcript has 2 exons. Gene Ontology annotation, molecular function: catalytic activity. Bases 1 to 690 code for a protein of 229 amino acids.